AUGGACGAAUUCCACUCUAUCCUGAGCACUGCCCUGUUCCGAUUGGGGACGGGACAGCAUGCGGAGGGCUAUGAGAAUGGAUAUAGUCUGGAGUCACGUGAGGAACAUGAUACCCUAACUCGCUGCAACGAAGUCAUGAGACAAGUCAUCCAUGGAGCUCUGUUCUUCCAAGGAAGAGACCUCCAGCUUAUGGCUGAGCUCUAUGUGGAGUGUCAGGCAAAUGGAAAGAAAUGUCCCAUUGAAGCCUGCCAUCUCCUUCGAAAUGCCCUCCUCCCCUUCGCAACAGAAUCGGUUCUCGAGGAGCUUGUUGAAUCCAAAUACUUGGUCGUGACGGAACGGUACCACCGUCAGAUCUCAGAGCUGGUCCUGGAUGGUGCUGCUCGUCGGCUGGGGCGUCUGGUCCGCAAGGAUCCCGAGGCUGACUAUCAAGUCAGCUAUGAUAAGGCAUACGACCCAGAGAGUGAGGUCGGCUUUUCUGCUUGUGACCGCGUGCUCCCAUCCAUCGAGGAUGAGGAGAUUUCCGACUCCGGCCCCAGGGAUGGGAUUAGUUCGCCUGCCAGCGUGGUUGUUGGCGACCGGGGCAUUGCUGCCUCGGCCGAACUGAGUUUUGACCGAGAGUCCUCGCAGAGGGUCCCUGCCUCGGGCCGCCACAAGAAGUCAGCGCGCAGCAAGAAGAAACUCAGUUCAAAGCAAAAGAGAUACGAGACUUCUUGCUCUCUCUCGAGCUCCGACUCAAAGCGCAACGAGCAACAGCUGUUCCGACCGGUCCCGAGUCGAGAACAACGAAAGCUGGCCAAUGACUUCCCCAUCGACGGGACGACGGAUGAGAAUGGGAUCGCCCAGCCCGCUGCAGCAAGUGGAAAGACUGCGAAGGCGAAGCCCACGACCUUGACUCCUAAGGGAAUCCGGGAUAUCGCACGCAGCGGGGACACCAAGAUGAUGAAGCAGCACGGCGAGGUCUUCUACACGACCACCGUGCUUGCGUACCAGAUCAAGUGGCCCUACGCCUGGACCAUCUUGGAAAGAAACAGAGGCAGAUUCAAGGUCUCUGACGACGUUCUCAACCGGGUUCUUCCCAAAUGGAAGGAAAUCAUCGAGGCCCAUGAGCUCCUGGCCACCGACACACCUGCUCCGCUAUCCCGAUCUCAGUCCCGGGUGUCUCGGGAGAUAUUCGCCGACGAGGAAGCUUCCGACAAGGAGAACCUCUACAAAGGCCCUGUUGCUGAUUUUGCACCUCUCCAAGAGCUUGGGACUGGAGACUUUACCACGCAAACCAUCACGAGCAAUCUCGACCAGCUGAACCGGUCCAUGGAAAGACUGAUUGCCAUCACCGAAAAGUCUGUGGCCACCAAUGAAAUGGUCGUCCAGGCUCUUCGAGACUUCCUCAAUGCACCGGCUGUAUCUUGCAGUCGAGAAAAGGCAAGCCAGAUCCUAGAACUUUCUCCUGUCAUCAAAGAAGAGAGUUCUCCCAGUUUUGGCCCUAUGUCCCGAUACAUACGGCUGGGCAAAGACGGUCCUCUGACAUUGAAUUCCCCUCGCCUUGGAAAGUUCAGUGCCCCGCGGUCUUGUUCGUCAAUCACCCCUGGGCCUCGAGAACUCGAAAGGACGGAGACUGAGUCUCGCAAUGAACAGCGGGGGUUGUUGUUGUUCGGGUAUGACAACGGAGUCAGGCCCAAUGUCCGGACCAGCCAGUAUGGUUCUAUUACACUGCAAUCACGAGCUCCUUCCUUUGAGUCUACAUCCUCGAAGAACCGCCCCACGAAGACUACUAAGUCCAGCCGCACUUGGUUGACGGAUCCCCACGAUGAGGUUUCGGGUGCAUCCUCCAGGGCAGCUUCGAAGACUCCAAUGGAUUUUCGUCGAUAUGAGACCCGGAGUGGGAAGCUCUUCGACAAGAUGUAA
Molecule: messenger RNA, 1902 nt
Organism: Penicillium alfredii
Lineage: Eukaryota; Fungi; Ascomycota; Eurotiomycetes; Eurotiales; Aspergillaceae
Exons: 1
Coding region: 1-1902 (633 amino acids)
Source: RefSeq, a predicted model, not a curated record